Funneliformis caledonium is the source of this 272-nucleotide messenger RNA. NCBI's taxonomy places the organism in Eukaryota, Fungi, Glomeromycota, Glomeromycetes, Glomerales, Glomeraceae. The record is from the annotation of a GenBank genome assembly.
UUAUCGAAGAAUGGAAAUCAAUUCCCAAAGAAAUAUAUCAGAAUUUAAUUAAUUCUAUGCCUUCUAGAAUUCAAGCAGUUAUUUCUGCUAACGGCAUCAAACUAACAAUUCCUCUUAAUUUUAAUUCUAAGCAGGAAAUAACAGAUAACUUAAUAUACGAACCUUAUAUUUAUAAGAUAUCGAAUGAAGAAAGUGGAAAUGAGACUCCUCAAAUUGCUGAUUCUCAAAAUAAGACUACUAACUUUAUUAAUAUGAUGAAAAUCUAUUAUUGA